Molecule: messenger RNA, 11866 nt
Organism: Spirodela intermedia
Lineage: Eukaryota; Viridiplantae; Streptophyta; Magnoliopsida; Alismatales; Araceae
Source: the annotation of a GenBank genome assembly
AUGUCCGGGGCCUUGGGACACAGCUUGACCCCCAAAACUUUGCUCCAUGCUCGCUUCUCUGAGAGCCAAAGCCAGGUCCACGGUGGGAGCUCUGGGAGCCUUUCUUGUGGAUUUCCCUUGGCCUCGCAGGCCAAUCAGGCCCUGCAGAGUAAAUGGAAGCCGCUGACUUCGACGAAGUUCCUGGGUACGGGCCUUCACGUGAGUAAAAGGAAGACAUCUCGGAGGAGUCAACGGGGAGCGGCUGCUAUGAUUCCCCGCGCCGUCUUAGCCACAGAUAGCCCCGAGGUGCCUCCCAUUUCUUGAUGUGUCACUGUUCUAUUGAUGCUACCCAUUUUUAUGCCUCCAUUUCAGCGUGGAUUUUUUAGCUUUCACUCUCUGCAUGUCUUCUGGACGAGCAGCCAGGAGUGUUUUUUUUUAAUUUUAAAACCAGAUUUCUAUUUCGAGCUUGAAUUUUUUCGAGAAACGUUACCUUGAAGAGGAUUUUUUUUAAUAUUAGGCAGAGGAAAACGACUGCUGGGCAUUUAAAUAUUUAUACGUUGAAUUGUUUACUCCUACAAGUUAUUUCUAUUUUCGAGUGAUAUUAACUAAAUUUUUUGGUCUCAUUCAUGUUGUUCUGAACGAACAGCCAUGAGUUUUUUUUUUUUAAUCACAUUAAGAUUCAGCCUUGAAUGUUUUUAUUGUUGUUAGUGGAUGAAAAAAAAGAUACCGAGCAUUUGAUUAUUCAAGAACAGCCCACAUUCUCCUCUUUUUUACAUAAUUCUGAAGGAAAUUGCUUCUCAGAAUUACCCUUUAAUUCUAAGAUGCUGUGAUACUUCUGGAGCCUACUAAUCGCAAUGACAUGACACCCUUACCUCAGAUUCCUCAAAGUAUAUGUUGCUAUAUGCGCUAAUUAUUCUAUAAUUGGUCUGUUUGGAUCAGCUGGGAGAAAGAUUCGCUCUUGAUGGAAACACUGAACUUCAGGUACUACUUGCGCAUUGUGGGAUUAUAGCUAGGCUACAUCAGAGAGAACGCCAUUCAGCAACAUCCUUGUUCAUCUUGUGACUGAGCAGGUGACCGUCGGCAAGUCAGGUCCGGAUUCCCUUCUGCAAGUGAAUAUUCAGGUUGCAAACAGCAGUGGCUCUCUAGUUCUUCACUGGGGCGUGAUCAGGAAGGGAAAAGAGUGAGGACACUGUUCGUCUUUUUCCUGUUUUUUUUUAUUCAUUGCACUUUGGUUGACUUCGCUAAUGUGUUCUAUUUAUUUUUUAUUUAUUUUUCCAAGUAAAUGGACGCUUCCUUCUCGUCGCCCAAAUGGAACAAACGUCUACAAGGACAGGGCUCUUCGGACUCCCUUCACAAAGGUGUUUUCUUUAGCUCAAUUCUUUACUUAAUAUGGAAGCCCAAAUAGUUGACCAUUCAGAGAAAGAAAGAACUCUAUUUUCAUGGUUGACUGAGUUGAGAUCUUGUUCUUCUUUCUCUUAGACCGGCUCCAACGCCUCUCUGAAAUUAGAGAUCGACACUCCUGAUGCACAAGCUGUGGAGUUUCUUAUCCUUGAUGAAACACAGAAUAAAUGGUGAGUUUGAUCUGAUCGAAAUCUUCUUGGACUAUGAAUUAAUCGUACUGGGUGCCCUUAGAAGAUAAGAAUUUACGUCUAUUUUUUAUUUUUUUUUGUAGGUUCAAAAAAAAUGGGCAAAACUUCAGAAUCCGGCUUCCUCAAAUGGACGGCGCAAAAGAAAAUGUUUCCUAUGAUGUGGGGCCAUCAGUUUCUAUCCCAGAGGAUCUUGUGCAGAUCUACGCAUAUAUCAGGUGGGAAAGGAAGGGAAAACAACAAUAUUCUCCUUCUCAGGAGAAGGUGAGCACUUAUGCUUCCUCUGUGGCCGCCACAAAAACAGCCUUUUUCAGUCAUUGGAAACCAUUUUGAACGCUUUUUUCAGGUUUUUGUUUUUCAGAAAUGAUGGUUCUAAACCUCAUAAAAAUGAAGUUUUUAACCACUUUAGAGGUUAAUCUAAUUUUUUUGAUAUGUGAGAUUUAUUUGUUGAUCCUCAGGAUGUUCCCUCUGUUCGUUAACGUUCAUAAAACCGAAUACCCUUUACAUUUUGUUCUUGGGAUCUUUAUAUCUGAUCUUUCUAUCUUAAUCAGAAUAUUUUCUUUCUUUCUGAUGGGAAGGACUUGUUGUGUAUCAUUAUAUUCCUUCGUUGUUGAUAUUUAUAAUGUUCCUUUAAUCUCAUUAAUUAUAAAAAAUGAAGGGGAAAAUGCGUUUCAAUUUUACUUCUAAAUAUCCUAGGAAACUCAGAGUUGAUUUUGGUGUAUGCAGGAGGAAUACGAAGCGGCUCGUGCUGAGUUGAUUCAGGAAAUCGCUAGGGGCGCUACAGUAGAGAAACUCAGAGAAAAAUUGACAAAGAAUACAGAGGAGGCCGGCGAAAACAUUGUUCUUGAACAGAAAAUACCGAAUGAGCUUGUGCAAGUGCAAGCAUACAUUAGAUGGGAGAAAGCCGGGAAACCCAAUUACUCCAAGGAAAAGCAGCUUGUAAGAGCAUCGACCCUUUGCUCGAAUCAUGGAAAUUUUGACUCUUUUGAUAAUAUUUUGAAUUCGUCAUAUAAUUUUAAUUCUGGGAUCAGAUGGAGUUCGAGGAAGCUAGAACGGAGCUCGAGAGCGAGUUGGACAAGGGUGUGUCCCUUGAGGAGUUAGAGAAGAAGAUCAUGAAGGGAAAUAUCCAAAGCAAAGUCGCGAAGCAGCUCAAAACAAAGAAAUAUUUCAGCGUUGAAAGAAUUCAGCGCAAGAAGAGGGACCUCAUGCAGCUUAUCAGCAAAUACACACCUGAAGCUCCGAAGGAAAGAACUCCUCAGAAAUCUAGAGACCCAACCACCUUAGAAGUCUUCGCGACUUCCAAAGAAGUGGAAGAUGGCGGUCACGUUCUAUACAAGAAGACUUUUAAGAUAGAUAACAAGGAGCUUUUGGUGAGCUAUGCUUUCAGUCCUUAUUAAUUUUUAAUAAUUUUCUUCCUUCUCCUAUAAAUUUUAAUUAACUUCUUCCGGUUCUUUAAGGUGCUUGUUACCAAGCCUCUUGGGAAUACAAAGGUUUAUCUUGCUACAGAUCGUGAAGGGCCACUUGUUCUUCACUGGGGUCUUUCAAAGCACGCUGGACAGUGGACGGUGAAUUCUCCAUGGAUUUUCAUUUUUUCCAUUAUUUUCAAUAAGUUUUAUUAUCCCUAUUUGGCUAAAAUGCUAGAGAUUAUCCGAUCGUUCUGCAGUUGCCCCCUUCGACUGUACUUCCUUCCGGUUCUGUUAUCAGCGGCGAUUCUUGUGAGACACCAUUUGUCAAGAGCUCCUCAUCGGAGCUGUUUUACCAGGUGAAUUCAAGUUUACUGGGUAGUCUGUUUGAGCUGAAAAUCGGGCAAUUACGUGGAAGAUGAAUUCAUUUAUAAAGCAUAGAUAUCUUUUAAAAAAAUCAAUGAACUUGUGUUCAUGUUAUGUUCUUGGGUGCAGGCUGUUGAGAUUGAGAUCGAUGGAGAUGACUAUGUUGGGGUGCCGUUCGUUCUUGUCUCUGAUGGGUACUGGAUAAAGAACAAUGACUCCAAUUUUUAUGUUGAUUUCCGUGGUGGAUCAUUGAAGCCGAAGAAGGUGCCCAAGACUGUGACCUUAGAAUUCACAUCAUAAUCUUUUUUAAAAUAAUUCUCCUCAUGAUAUGAAGCUCUCCCUAAGUUUCAUUCUUUAAUGUCUGAAGGAAGCUGGUGAUGGAAAGGGCACUGCAAAGGAUUUCCUGGAAAAGAUAGCGGAGCUGGAGAGUGAAGCACAGAGAUCUCUCAUGCACAGGUCCGAUUUCUGCAGUCCUUCUAGAUAUCUCCGACAUGCAGAUGCUCAUGAGAACGAUGAACUUUAGAGUUUUAUAGAAUGUGUUUCUUGGAAUCUUCGUCUGGGUUUCUCUCAUGUGGGCUAAAGAUUGCGUCUUUACGAUGUUUAUAUCAGAAGGUUCCUUCUUUGCUUGAAAAAGUUCUGUGCUCAGUGGCAAGAACCAUGCUUUCCUUGGACAGUUUUUACAUCGAGCACACCAUUUAGUCAACUUGUUUGAUGUGGGUGGGUUGACAAAUGGACCCAGUCAAUGCUACUGGGUCAUGGCCUACGGCCAUUAACAGUCACGUCUCUAUUACUAGAUUUUAUGCGUGGGAAAGUCUGCGGUCGGUUACAUGGUUGACUCAUUGCCGGUUUAGUGGAGGUUUUCCAAAUAUCUUCUGUUCUUUCAUAAUAAUGCUUCACGCACAUGUUUGCACUCUUCCGAUUACAUGCUUUGUAUGUUGGCAGAUUUAAUAUCGCAGCUGAUCUGGUGGAAUCGUUGGGAGAUCCUGGGGAAUUGGAUCUUGCAGGAAUUCUUGUGUGGAUGAGGUUCAUGGCUACAAGACAGCUUACGUGGAAUAAGAAUUACAAUGUGAAACCACGGUAUUUAUUUCCUUACAUAGAAAUUUAGUUAUUUUUUUAAUAAAUCAGCAAGUUUAUUAUCAUAAUUUCCUGUCGGUGAAUGUGCAUCACAUUGUUUCUGCUUUCAUCAACCCACUACAUUGAUUUAUUUAUUUAUUUAUUUAUUUUGUGGUUAGAUUGUACACAGAUAAUUAAGCAUAUAAAAUCAGUUUCUUCUUUUUUUGGCAAUCGUCUUAUGGUCAAUUUCAUGCUCACAUUUUUGCCCUUGAUAUCCUUGAACAGAUUAACUUAAUAAUUCAGUUUACCUCAUGUACGGUGGCAGAAUCUUCUCUCUUUCUAGCUUGAUACCUUCUUCUGCAUCCUUUCAAGUGGAAAAAAAUUGAAGAUAUUUUAAAACAUCAAAACGAAGAGCACAACACCAGUCUCUCAUCUUCACCUUGAUGUUUGAACUAGAUUAUUGUUAACAUGAUACUCUGUUCUCAUUUCCACUGGGAGCCUUGCGAUUAUAAUUGACAAGAAGAAGAUACUCUGUUCCUCCAGACAGUGAAGCCUUAAUUUUCUGAAAUAAUUUGGAAAAUAGCUUCUUGUCUGAGACUUGGUAGAGGGACGACCUUGAGGUCAGCUUCCACAUUGUUCUUUGAUAAUUUAGGAGAUUAUUAUGAUUAUAAUCCACUUGGAUUGCACAAGCAUCAAGUUCUUGCUGAUGCAUGUUGACUCUAUCUAUGCUUGGUUCAUCUCCUUUGCACUGGGGGAACAAUCGUGUUUUGGUAUUGGUAUUUGGUUAUGCCCAAGAAAAAUAUGUCGGCUAAUGUGCAAAGUAGGUUGAAGAACUAAGAUUUUGUAUCUUUAAAUCUUAUUAUUCCGCAGGCCCUUGAAGCAGUUUUGAUAUAAAUUAAUAAAUUAACUGGUAGUAAAUAUGUUCAAUUUUGAUGUGGACCUUCAAUGCUUUGGGCCGUGAAAAACGUUUCAAAAAGGAUGUGUGUGCAUAUUAUCGAGUGAGAUAUUUAGUCCUUUGAAAUGCAUACGAUAGAUAUCAUCAUGAAUAUGCAUUCAUGUGGGAGUGAAAUGAUCUGAAGAAAACUCUCAACUAAUGUUUAGUAGUGUAGAAAACAUAGAGAUAGAGAGGGAUAAUACUCUUGUUCUGAUAGAGCAGAGAGAAACAGAGGGAGAGAGAGAGAGGAAUCCUCUGUCCCAUAGGAUAGAGAGCAAGAGAAGCAGAAAUACACCAAAGUCUUUUUCUCACCCCCCCUAAGUCAAUUAAAUAAGGACAAACUCUAACAAUACUUCUUUCCCAAAAUACACUUUAACCUUCUAACAAGUAGUAAACUGGUUCUCAGGGAUAAACAUAUAUCAGCCUUUCUUUAAUCCGGUUAGCUUGAGAAGUGGCGAAAAUUGCCACCCUAAGCUGCUCAAUACUUGUUUAAGAUCAAAAUUAUUCACAUGAUCUGGGAUAAAAAGUGAUAUUAUGAUGCUUAAAUGGUAAAUGGUAAAUGACUUCUCUUCUCAUGGGAACUUAAUAUUUUCAAUUUCAGUGAGAUUAGUAGAGCCCAGGACAGGCUUACAAACUUCCUUCAAGGUAUGUACAAAGCUCACCCUCAAUACGGAGAGCUACUGCGGAUGAUUUUGUCCACUGUCGGCCGAGGUGGAGAAGGAGAUGUUGGGCAGCGCAUCAGAGAUGAAAUACUAGUCAUUCAGGUGUGUGCCGUGGUGGAUUAGUUUGAGAUAAAACGUUGACUUUUUUCCUUUUUUUUUUUGAGAGGGCAGUGAUGAAUGGUCAUUGGAGAUCAUUUUUUAUUGAUUAUUGUUGCUUUUCUGGCAGAGAAACAACGACUGCAAGGGUGGGAUGAUGGAGGAGUGGCAUCAGAAACUACAUAAUAACACGAGCCCAGACGACGUUGUCAUCUGUCAGGUAAUCGAGAUUCAGCAUUCGAGGGGGUGGGGGUCAUGGCGAGCAUGUUUGAUAGCACAGCACAUCAUUUUUCUCUCCAAAUCAUCCUCCUUGUAGGCUCUCAUUGAUUAUAUCAAAAGCGACUUCGACAUCAGUGUGUACUGGAACACAUUGGAGUCUAAUGGCAUCAACAAGGAACGCUUGCUGAGCUAUGACAGAGCCAUCCACUCCGAGCCAAGAUUCAGGCACGAUCAGAAGGAGGGCCUUCUGCGUGAUCUAGGACACUACAUGAGAACCUUGAAGGUAUGGCAAUCGAAGGAGGAGAUAUAUAAUACUUUUGGCUGCAGAUCUAACCCAUGCUGACCAAAUUUUUUUCAACGGCAGGCAGUUCAUUCAGGGGCGGAUCUUGAGUCCUCCAUUGCAACUUGCAUGGGCUACAGAGCCGAGGUGUUGACUUUUUUAGACCCUCUGGAAAAAUAUAUAUAAUUUUUUAAAUUGACUACUGAUUUCUGGGUUUGAUCCAGGGUCAAGGUUUCAUGGUCGGGGUCCAAGUCAAUCCGGUUGGAGGCUUGCCAUCAGGAUUUUCAGUAACUAUAUUAUCCUUGAGAAGCUUGACAGAAAUUUUCAGAAAUUUCUAAAAUUGGUAUCAUUAUAUAAAAAUAUUGAACUGUUUUGAUAGGAUAUCCUUCGAUUCAUAAUGGAGCAUGUUGAGGAUAGGGAUGCGGAACCUUUACUCGAGGUGGGUGUGGUCAUGAUUGUUCAUGGGUAUGGCUUUUAUGGCCACUUUAUCCUAAGUCUUGAUGAUGCAGGGUUUGCUGGAGGCGAGAGCGGAGCUCCGGCCGCUUCUUCUCAAGUCCAACGACCGAUUGAAGGAUCUUCUGUUCUUGGACCUUGCCCUGGACUCUACGGUGAGGACGGCCAUUGAGAGGGGAUAUGAGGAGCUGAAUAAUGCUAAAACCGAGGUAUUUAAUUGAAGUGAUUUGUCUCUCGUCAUGGGGUGUUCGAUUGAUUGAAAGAUUCGAGGAAUUGAGCCCAGUUCGUCCAUUUAUGUCGCAGAAAAUCAUGUACUACAUCACAUUAGCCGUGGAAAAUCUUGCCCUCUCAUCGGACGAAAACGAGGAUCUCAUUUACUGCUUGAAGGUAAUACCUAUGCCCCAUGACAUGGAUACUUGUAACUAGCUAACAGGGAAAAUAGGCCACAUAGGAUGCAUGAUCUCAUAUUCGGCACACACACUUACACACAUACAUAUCUAGAGAGAGAGAGAGAAAGGAUCAUUGUAUGUGGCAUCAUUCUUGGAUAUUUACUAUACCUCUUGAUUCUCAGUUUCUAUAAAGGAUUUGAACUUCCAUCUGAUUGAUUCUGGCCAUUUCUUAAUAUUCCUUUGUUUAGAACACUGCUGCAUUUUUCAUUUGAUGGGUCUGUAAGAAAAUGUUGUAAUGGCGAACAUACACAUUGGUGUUCAUCUUAUAAUGCAUGUUUUUGGCCGAAUAAAAUCUCUGGUCAGAUGAAAUUAACCUGAUGACGGCUAUUUUUCUUUGUAAUGACAGAAACUCUCUCUAGUUUCUCUUGAGAUGAUCCCUCUAAUUUUGGUAUGCUUUUAUCAAUGCCUGUUCUAACAUUCUUGAUGUAAUUCAAGGGAUGGAAUCAUGCACUGGAGAUGGCCAAAAACAACAAUGAUGGAUGGGCAUUAUAUGCGAAAUCAUUUCUCGACAGGACACGACUUGCUCUAUCGAACAAGGCCGAGCACUACCAGCAUCUUCUACAACCUUCUGCAGAGUACCUCGGUUCCCUGCUCGGCGUCGAGGAGUGGGCAGUAUGCUCUUUAUAUCUUAAUUAUUCUCAUGAUUAGGCUCAUACCUGUCAUGGAGCUUGCAGUCACAUGGUUGUCCGCAUCGCAGGUGAAUAUAUUCACUGAAGAAAUUAUUCGCGCUGGGUCGGCCGCUUCGUUGUCCACGCUGCUAAACCGGCUUGACCCUGUUCUUCGGAAAGUGGCUAACCUGGGCAGGUUUAUAAAAACAUCCUUCUCAAGCUCAUUCAUCAUUUGCUAGUUCAUGAAAGAGGGCGAUGGCACUAACCUGCUCAUUCAUCAUCUGGCUGCCGCAGCUGGCAGGUCAUAAGCCCUGUUGAGGUCACCGGAUAUGUUGCUGUUGUGAAUGAGCUUCUGACAGUCCAGAAUAAAACUUACGAUCGACCCACUAUCCUGGUGGCAAAGAGCGUGAAGGGCGAGGAGGAAAUCCCGGAUGGAGCUGUAGCAGUGUUGACGCCCGACAUGCCAGAUGUUCUCUCCCACGUUUCUGUGCGAGCAAGAAACAGCAAGGUGGAGCCUCUUUUUCCUGCAACCAGAGAAUUCUUGAGCCUUCUUCAUUGCAUGCUAUGAAUAUAUGAGGAAUAGUUAGUUUUCGGGUUAAGUACCAGUCAGAAACUUUUGAAUGCGAUUUUAUUUUCUCGGGCAGGUUUGUUUUGCUACAUGCUUUGACCCCAAUAUCCUGAGCGAUCUCCAACAGAAAGAAGGGAAAUUACUCCAGCUGAAGCCAACAUCUGCUGAUGUUGUUUACAGGCAAGUGUGCUUGUCUUCUCCGGAGGUGGCCUUUUUCUGGGAAAGUAAUGCAUGUCUCGAUGUCUCAUUGUCUUCUCUCUGAUAACUGUGUUUUGUUUUAUUUUGUUGGUUCUAGCGAAAUAAAUGAGAGUGAACUCUUCGGGAGAAGCUCACAAAAUCUGAAGGAAGACCAAUCUUCUGUGUCCAUAUCCCUGGCCAAGAAACAGUUCAGUGGCAAAUACGCCAUAUCGGCUCAGGAGUUCAACAGUGACAUGGUUGGCCUCAUAAACUAUUAUCUUCAUCACAUAUCAUGUUAUCUCUCAGUUCUUUGACUAGACUUGGAUCAUUUUGUUUCUGCCAGGUUGGAGCUAAAUCUCGCAACAUCUCAUAUUUAAGAGGAAAGGUGCCAGAUUGGGUGGGAAUUCCGACCUCAGUUGCCCUUCCUUUUGGGGUCUUUGAAAAGGUCCUAGAAGACAAAUCCAAUAAGGUCAGACUCGGUUUAUUGGGCUUCCUUUGAUCUGACACUUUCCUAAUAUUCUUCUCUGGGGGCAAGAAAUAUUUACCCUAAACCGUUUAGCAUACAAGCUGUUCCUUUUGGGAGAUCAUCAUAAACAUCGUUGAUAUUAAGGAUGCAAAGGAAUUAAAGAUAUAUGAUCAGGAUCAUGCCUAGGAUGGUGCCAACCAGUUAGCUAAUUUCAGGUGGUCUCUAAAACUGGCUCUGACCCUGCUGUGCUCUCUGAGGUGACCAUAUUGAAGAUCAUGUGCCAAAUCAUCCAAGUAUUCUAGCAAACUAUGAUCCUUACACUGUUUUCAGUGCAUUGGGUGGGUAUCUGGUAGACAAAAGAGUCUAAGAAUUUGGCAGCAGCACUAAAACAGGAAUAAUGUAAUUCUCCUUUUCCCAUUUUUGUGUAGUUUAACAUUGAAUAAAUGCAAUAUUUUUCUUUGGUGAUCACAUAAAUACUAUAAAAUACCCUAGAUAGACCCGAUGUUUUUCUACCUCUUACCUGAAGGAGUUAGUACAGAAACACCCUAGAAAUAUAGAUUUGUUCCCCUUAUUUUAUGAUGGUAAGACAUGCGUCAAGUUUAGGAAUGGCAUCAUCUCUCUCUCUCUCUCUCUCUCAAUGAUAAUAGAAGAAUAGUUAGUGUCAUUCAUAAGACCAAGGUUCAACUAUUGAGAUGCCAUAUUGCCUGUCAACGUGCAAAGAAUCCGAUUUUUUUAGUUUUUUUUCCCUUCUAAUGCUUACCUGGUCUCAUACAAAAAUUAUGGCCUAUGUAUUUUCAGUCCCAUGAUAUAUUCCUUGGAUCAAUAUCUUGCUGCACAUAGCAACUCACCUUUCCAUCAUUGACCUCCAUCUUCUACAGGCAGUGGCAGAUGAACUGCAGAUCUUGAAGGCAAAGCUAGAUGAAGGAGACUUCAGCAAGCUGGGAGAGAUUCGCAAGACGGUUCUGCAGCUAGCCGCUCCACCUCAGCUGGUAAAGUUCUUCAGCAGCCAGAAAAAAAACACAUCCUUUAAAUAAUACCAUGAUAAAUAAAUGAAUCAAUGAUUUAAGACUAGUAUAGAACUAUGCUAAUCAAAUUUCCGGCACAUCCAGCAUAUGCUUAUUAGUGCCUAAACUAUCCUUUCGACCUGCGUGUUGAUGUGAUGAUUCACCUACGUUUUCCUGAAAUAUUUUCUCUUCUACUGCUGUUGGGCUCGAUAUCUGAUGAUGCAUGGUGAGCAACGGCUGGUUUCAGGUUGAAGAGCUCAAGCAGAAGAUGGUCGAGUCGGGGAUGCCUUGGCCUGGUAACGAAGGUGAUCGGAGAUGGCAGCAGGCAUGGUUGGCCAUAAAGAAGGUGAGACUUCUCUUCAGUAAAUUGACAUCAAAACAAAUUGGGAAGCUCUCUUCCAAUGGAGACCACUACACGUCCUCCAGGUCUGGGCGUCAAAGUGGAACGAGAGGGCGUACUUCAGCACGCGGAAGGUGAAGCUCGACCAUGACUAUCUAUGCAUGGCUGUCCUUGUUCAAGAAGUCGUGAGCGCAGACUACGCAUUCGUCAUCCACACUACAAACCCAUCUUCCGGGGACGCAUCAGAGAUCUAUACGGAGGUAUCUCUGUUUAUCACGGCGCCAAAUGAUCCAUUUUUUCCUCGAGAGAACGGGGUGUUUCUGAUUUGCUUCAGCUUCCUCUCUGGUGUAGGUUGUCAAAGGGCUUGGCGAAACCCUUGUUGGGGCUUACCCAGGCCGGGCCUUGAGUUACAUCUGCAAAAAAGAUGAUCUUGGCUCUCCUAAGGUGCGUAAUGCUAUGAUUAUUUAUUUAUUUAUUUAUUAUUAUAUGCUUCCUCUUUUUUUUUUCCCGGAAUUCGAUUUCGAAUGGUUUGAGCUCACAAUUUUUUAUUUUAUGUUGUUUAAUUUUAUUUCCAGGUGCUAGGGUACCCAAGCAAACCAAUUGGUCUAUUCAUUCGACGAUCUAUUAUCUUCAGAUCCGACUCUAAUGGUGAAGACUUGGAGGGUUAUGCAGGCGCAGGUCUCUACGACAGGUCAGUCUAAUCCUCGAUGCUAUGAAGAAAUUUCCUGAACUAUCGCGCGACUUUUAUUUCUGAUUAAUAAAUUCUGAAUUAUUUUGCCAUUUCCAUGCCAAAACCCAAAACACCAGUGAUGAACACACUUGGUUCACUCCAUCGCCGAUCGCACGAUCGGUUCCAAGUUUCCAGAACCCUAGGCCCUAACCUGUAGCAUCAGUUCUCUGUUUUCCGGAAACGGCCAGCAACGAACCCUAGUUUCUACGUCCUCCUGAACCCUAGAUUUACCGAACCCUAAGCUCUGAGAAUGGCGAACUCACCUGAUUGACUCCGUCGCGGUCGCAGCGUGCCGAUGGACGAAGCCGAGAAGGUCGUUCUCGACUACGCCUCCGAUCCGCUGAUCGUGGACGCCGGUUUCCGCAAGUCGAUCCUCUCCAACAUCGCGCGCGCUGGGAGCGCGAUCGAGGAGCUCUACGGCUCCCCGCAGGACAUCGAAGGCGUGGUGAAGGACGGGAAGAUCUUCGUCGUCCAGACGCGCCCCCAGAUGUGA